ACCAGCUGAAACCUGCUGCCAAACCAAAAGCCUAAUUUUAAUCCUUAGUGAAGAAACAGAACAAGUGAGACUGGAGCCUCCAAAUCCUAAUCAACCUCCCAUCCAGUUAAUGGACAUUUGGGAGGUUCAUGUGGAUGAAAGUACAGAUCGUAAAUUCUACAUUAACACGAUUACAAAAGAGAAGACUUGGAAACCACCAAGGCUCUUUCUGGGAAUGCGAGACAUGAAGGAUGGACCUACAACUCAACCAAAAGCAAAUGUCCAGCCAGCAUCCACCACUGAAUCUCUUCCCUCUUCCCAGUUCGGUCCUGCUGUAGUGCAGCGGAGAUUGAAGAGUGGGGCUGCUAACUGUGACCGUCUCAGCCAAACAAAGUCAAUGGUUCUCACUGAUUCCAGCCCACUCAAGUUGCCGAUGUCCCGUCAUAGGCGAAACCACUCUCAACACAAUCUUACAGAAAUUACUGGGAUGGUGGAUCAGUCUUGUUUACAACCACUGGAGAAAAAUGGCUUCCUCAAUAAAGCAAAGAUUACAGAGGGAGGCAAAAAACUAAGGAAAAACUGGACCAGUUCUUGGGUUUGCCUCGAGGGAAACAAAAUUGAAUUCUACAAAGAACGCAAACAACAAACUUUAGCCAGUUUGAAAACAGGCUGUAAACCCGAGAAUGUGGACCUGUGUGGCGCUCAGAUUGAUUGGGCAAAAGACAAAUCCAGCAGAAAGAAUGUGCUUCAGCUCACAACAAUCUCAGGGAAUGAAUUUCUUCUCCAUUCGGAUGAUGAUAGUAUACAUGAUUGGUACCAGGCCAUCAGACAUGUGAUUGAUAAAUUGAAGGGAACCUCCACAUCGGCAAUCAGCAUCUGGAAAAGCUCAAGCAGUGAAGAACUGAACAGGAGUGAGAGGGACAACAACAGCAGGUCAAAUCCAAAAGAACCAAAGCCAGAACACAGAAAAUCAUUAAUACUACGACUGAACCACAGCUCAUCAGACACCUCUGAGAAGAAAAGAGUUAAGAGCAGACUAAAAAAAUUUAUAUCAAGGCGACCUUCAUUGAAAACCUUACAAGAGAAAGGACUGAUUAAAGAUCAAGUAUUCGGCUGCCAUUUGGCUACUCUGUGCAGGCGCGAAGGAACCACAGUUCCAAGAUUUGUGACGCUUUGCAUCGAAGCUGUGGAAAAAAGAGGUUUGGAUGCUGAUGGCAUUUACAGAGUAAGCGGCAAUCUGGCUACGAUACAGAAAUUACGAUUUGUAGUGGACCAUGAAGAGAAGCUGAAUUUGGAUGACAGCCAGUGGGAGGACAUCCACGUCGUCACCGGAGCACUAAAGAUGUUUUUCAGAGAGCUGCCUGAGCCACUUUUUCCAUACAGUUUUUUUGAUCAAUUUGUAGAUGCCAUAAAAAAUCAGAAUUAUAGCCAACGUGUUCAGUGUGUGAAGAGACUGGUGAAGAAACUUCCUAAACCUAACCAUGAUACCUUGAGCGUUCUCGUUAAACAUUUACAAAAGAUUAUAGCAAAAGCAUUGGUGAAUCUCAUGUCAUCGCAGAGUUUAGGCAUCGUAUUUGGACCAACUCUUAUGUGGCCUGAGAAGGAAACCUCAAACAUCGCAGUGUUCAUGGUAUACCAGAACCAAAUAAUUGAUCUGAUACUCUCGGAGCAUACUGAAAUUUUCGACCCUGAGGGGAAGUGAAGAUGCCUGUUGUACAGUGGGUUAAUGGUGUCCUCAGAUGACUUGCGUUUAGUGAAUAUUUGGAUGAGACUGUGUGUGUGUGGCUCUGCUACUUGCACAAGGUCAUUACCACAGUCUUUGCUUACUUUUUGUAUUCUCCCUCACUGUGUUUUUAUUCAUAUCAAUCCACAUAGGUAACAUUUGCCUGAGGCUAGAUUAUUAUUAUUCCAUUUUAUAAUCACUCAUUGAUCAUUUAAGUGAUCCCCAAAUCGAGGGACAGCCGAUGACUUAAUUCAAAAUUACUUUCCUAAACAAAACCAAUUUUGACAAAACAGCCUCAAUCUUCAUGGAGUCACUGAAAUCUAAUAAAGUUUUUUUUGUACCUGUUGGUCAGCCAGAAUACAGUCAAAAUCACAGCUGCAUGACCAAACAAUGAUAAAGGACAACGAAACUUGAAUUUACUAGAUAUUAGUCAUUAAAAUAUAUUAAAUCUGUUUUGAAGGGCAAGAUGUUUUACAAUUACACAACGUUAAUGGAACAGUCCAGUGAAUACUUCAUUUCAAUUAUAUCUGCAAAAUUUUGCUCAACGUUUUUUUUUUAAUUAAACAUAGUUCGUUAAGUCAUUUUAGUUCUCCAUCCAUAACUUCCACCACCCCCCACCCCCCAUUUAGUACUGAGCUAGGCAUUUGCUAAAAAUUACAUUUUUCCUUUUUUUAGAAACAUGUUGGCUUCUCAUUAAACUGGCCUUUUGGAUUUUUCAUGAGAUCUAAAAUGCAAAAGAGCUGCUCACUGGAUUGAUGUUAGGUUGCAAACCUUUACAACACAUCCAAAACUCUGCAGCCCAUAUACUAUCAUGCACCAAGUUGCACUUGUCCAUCAUUCCUGUCCGCACUGAUCUACAUUGGCCUCUGGUACCCAUAAGAUCUGGAAUAUAAAACAGCUCCAUAGCCUCAUUCUAUUUUCUUAAAAUAUACUUAGCUGAAUGUGAGGUCAGAAUGCUUUUCCCCUUAUUCCCAUAAUAAACGAAUGAGGGAGCUGCCACUCAGGCCAGCAUUCUCCUUAUCCGCCCCAGACCCCCUUUCCUAAACCAUUCAGGAGAAAAGUUAGCAAACACUGCUUCAGACAACUGGUGGUAAAAGUAUGGAACAUUCUCCUUCUAAAAAUAGUAGAUGCUAACUCAGUUCAUAAUUUUAAAUCUGAGAUCGAUAGAUUUUUUUCUAGUGGAGGGUAUAAAAGCAUAUGGAGGCAAGGCAUGUUAGAAUACAGAUCAGCCGUGAAAGAUGGAACAGAUAUGAGGCACUAAAUAACCGUACUCAUGGUCUCAUGAUCCCCUUCUCCCAUGGCUACUGAUCCCAACAGCGCCUCCCCACCCCCACCCCCCCCAAACGCCCGCCUCAGUUGUUGAUCCCUCACCCGCAAGACCUCAGCUAUUGCUAUCUUGCUACCCGCUUCUUCACUUAUCUAAUGGUCAGUCCUAUCAUGGCAGUGGCCUAGUCUUCAAACAUGCUUCACUUGGUGAGCUGCCUCUCAUCCUCCCUACUUCAUUCACUCCAUGGAAAUGAGGUUCAAAGUCCAAAAUCAAGGGUGCAACAUGGGAUUGUCAUAUUUUUAGGCCCAAGGAUGCAUUGACAGAAGAAAUGACAGGGUAAGCUUGUCUAUUAUAUCCCAAAGGUUAAAUAGCCCAUCAACACUCACUGCCUAUGGUUAGAUAUGAAGAAUUCGCCACUUGAUGUAGUGCCACAGGUGCCACAAGGACCAAUUUGACUAUACUUGUAUUUAUCUAAUUAACUUAAUUUUUUGACUUGCAUAAAUUAAUUAGGUAUAUUUUUCCCCAUAUUCUGAAAUACAACUGCAUUGAGACAUUCUCUGGUCUUAUGGUUACACACUCUUUGAGUAAUGAAAGUAGCCUCAUAAACAGAAAAUAUACAAUAUAUUACCUUCUGAAAUUUGAUUUUUCAUGUGCUAUUUUGUGUCUUACCCUUGUCAAGUUGUCUUUUCACUUUAGCAAACAUUCAGCUGGUACAAGGUUUGUCUCAUGCCACAAAGUUUGCUUUGUGUCAGACAAAAUUCCAGCUGUUUCCCCUCAUUGAGAUGAGAAGUUGCUUCCUGCCUACCAAUUUGACUUUGAACUGAUAUCACUUUUUACACAUGGUCGGCGGAUUCAAGAGUGUAAGGUGAUAUGCUCUAAUUCCCAGCCCAUGCUGAUGUUCUUGAAAAUAAACCACAUGUGAUAGGGUGUGAACUAAGUUUUGCAUUAACAUCUAGUUCCCAUGUAUCAUUUCCAAUUUAUUAUUAUGCCUAAUAGAGUUGACAAAGAGCUCAAUGAGGUCUGCAUAACAGCUGAAAGGGCAUUGUCAGCAGGAAUUUAUAGCUGUCAAGACCAGAGUUCUCAUAAGCUGGUAGAACAGAAGUACAAGUCUUUGGAACUGCAAUAAGUUUAUUUUAUUUCCAAACUUUUGCUGUGAAGAGGUGCUGAAUUAAGAGGCAGGUAACUAAUUGACAGGCAAUGGGAAAUUAGAAUCCACUAGCUUCUCUUUGAGUUUCCAAGCUGCCAGUAAACAUUGGAAUGAAACUAGGAAUGUACCUUGAUGCGCAAUGCCCAACUGCCAGCCUUCUCACCUGGUAAGAGGAUACUGAGGCUAGAUUAUUACUGCAAGUACUAAGAAUAAAAAUAUACCCUUAUAAACAUUAUUUUGAAAAGCAUACACCAGGCUUGAAUUCAUCUGUAAGUCACCAAUACCCAGGAACCUAUUGCAAAAUCAAUCAUGGCCAAUAUUGGUGGUCACGUUCCUCAGUACCUCUGAAUUACAUUCAUUUUUUAAUGUGUUUUUCAACACAGAAAAUACCCAUGUCAUUUUAGAAUAAAAAUCUGGUUGCCAUACACCCCCACAGCUUUCUGAGCUUUCAAAUCAUCAAGUUGAUUUGGCAAUUCUGGUUGCAUCAUGCUUGGCACAAAAGAUGUGUUGUUCAGUAUUUGUCUUUUUUCUGGAAAAAUCAGACUUAGGAUAACAUAAAAAACUGUAUAGCGCAUUUUUUCUUUAUGAACCAGGUGUUCAGAUGGACCAGUUUCAGCCAUAUUUUCAUUUGUACAUGUAGAGAUGGGAACUCAGUGAGGGCAAGUAUUAAUGAGAUUCCAGGUAUAUCUCCAAUGACUCUUCAGCACUGAUUGUGCACUGUUCAGUCAAACUGACUGCAGAAAAGAUUUGGGAUUUUUAAUAAAUUAUCAUUAAACUUGAUUUUAUAAGGGACAGCUACGAGAAGGGAUGCAGCAUUACUGGUUUGAUUUACUAGAUUGGGCCUUGUGUGGUCCAAUUCAAUUUUAAUGUUCAAUGACAAAUAGGAACAAAGGCUUUUUACAUAAAAUGUUUGCUCUAGAGUCACCAAAAGGUGCCUUUCUUAUUUUAGCUGACCUUGGACUUUGUGUAACAAUCACAAAUAAAAUAUACAUUUGCUUCACAGACAUUUGCUAUCUUGCAAUCUUGAAUGACCCCUUAUUCACCUAUGUUUUGUAUUUCAAUGGUAAAACUGAAAUGUAUAACUAUCAAACCAGUUUUGCUAUCCUAGAGAAUAAUGACAGUCCAAGCUUUGCCAUGUUUCUCCAACAUAUUAUCUCAGUUUUGAAAGCAAAAAUAAAUGCAUAACUGCUUAAGCCAUUUGCAAAAUCUGUUAUCGAAUCUGAUUUUUUUGUUUGUGUUACUUUUAAAAGGUAAGAUUUGACUUGGGUCAAAUCCUACCUAGAUGGUGAAAUUUGAAUUCAAUAAAAAUCUGGAAUUAAAA
Molecule: messenger RNA, 5437 nt
Organism: Carcharodon carcharias (great white shark)
Lineage: Eukaryota; Metazoa; Chordata; Chondrichthyes; Lamniformes; Lamnidae
Gene: arhgap15
Product: Rho GTPase activating protein 15
Exons: 14
Coding region: 110-1681 (523 amino acids)
Biological process (GO): regulation of GTPase activity; signal transduction
Cellular component (GO): cytoplasm
Molecular function (GO): protein binding
Source: RefSeq, a predicted model, not a curated record